This is a messenger RNA of Elgaria multicarinata webbii, 4009 nucleotides long. It is a transcript of the gene GATAD2B, whose product is annotated as GATA zinc finger domain containing 2B. Gene Ontology annotation, cellular component: NuRD complex. Gene Ontology annotation, biological process: negative regulation of transcription by RNA polymerase II. Bases 250 to 2031 code for a protein of 593 amino acids. The transcript has 11 exons. Gene Ontology annotation, molecular function: zinc ion binding; sequence-specific DNA binding. NCBI's taxonomy places the organism in Eukaryota, Metazoa, Chordata, Lepidosauria, Squamata, Anguidae. The record is from RefSeq and is a predicted model, not a curated record.
UUUAAUAUAACGGCACCACAGAUGAUUGGCAGGGACGUGCCCGUUUCACGACUGGGCUCCGGCAGGUCCCUGGAGGGGGAUGGCACGCCGCGGCCGCCCAUGUUCCACCGAGGAGGGGGCUUCCCGUGAAAAAACACCCCGGCUCUCCCCCUUGCCCUCCUCGCGUGCUGGCGAUCCAUCUUCCCCUCCAUCUGUCUGUCUCUCCCCUCCUCUUGACAAGUCCAGGAAGGAGGCAGGAUACGCUACCUGAUGGACCGCAUGACGGAGGACGCCCUGCGCCUGAACCUCUUGAAGCGGAGCCUGGACCAAGCCGACGAGCGGGAUGACGUCCUGGCCAAGCGGCUGAAGAUGGAGGGCCACGAAGCCAUGGAGCGCCUGAAGAUGCUGGCCCUGCUCAAGAGGAAGGACCUGGCAGGCAUCGAGGUGCCCCACGAGCUGCCUGUCAAGCCGGACAGCCUGAAAGUCUACGAGGAGAAGCUGAACGGGAACCUGCGGCCCCACCCGGACAGCCGGUCUUCCGGGAGGCCGGGCAAGGAGAACAUCAACGACGAGCCGGUGGACAUGAGUGCGAAGAGGAGCAGUGACCAGGACAGGGGGCGGCUCACCCCCUCGCCAGAUAUCAUUGUCCUUUCCGAUAAUGAGGCCUCCAGUCCCCGCUCCAAUUCCCGCAUGGAAGAGCGGCUCAAGGCUGCCAAUCUGGAAAUGUUCAAGGGCAAAGGCAUCGAGGAGAGGCAGCAGCUCAUCAAACAGCUCCGGGACGAGCUGCGGCUGGAGGAGGCCCGGCUGGUGCUGCUGAAGAAGCUACGGCAGAGCCAGCUGCAGAAAGAGAACGUGGUACAGAAGACUCCGGUUGUCCAAAACGCAGCAUCUAUUGUCCAGCCAUCUCCUGCCCAUGUCGGACAGCAGGCUCUGUCCAAAAUUCCCUCCCGGCCUGGAGCUCAAGGGGUUGAACCCCAAAACCUCCGAACAUUACAGGGUCACAGCGUCAUCCGGUCCGCCACCAACACGGCCCUCCCCCACAUGCUGAUGUCCCAGCGCGUCAUUGCGCCGAACCCCACCCAGCUCCAAGGGCAGCGCAUCCCCCCCAAACCGGGCCUCAUCCGCACCACCACUCCGAGCAUGAGCCCUGCCAUCAGCUACCAGCCACAGUCCAGCUCGGCGGUCCCCUGCCAGCGCACCGCGUCCUCCGCCAUCUACAUGAACCUUGCCUCCCACAUCCAGCCGGGCACGGUGAACCGGGUGUCGUCACCGCUGCCUAGCCCCAGCGCGCUCAACGACGCCGCCAACUCCCAGGCGGCCGCCAAGCUCGCCUUGCGCAAGCAGCUGGAAAAGACCCUGCUGGAGAUCCCGCCCCCCAAACCGCCCGCCCCCCUGCUCCACUUCCUGCCCAGCGCGGCCAACAGCGAGUUCAUCUACAUGGUGGGGCUUGAGGAAGUGGUGCAGAGCGUCAUCGACAGCCAAGGCAAAGGCUGCGCCUCCCUCCUGCGAGUGGAGCCGUUCGUUUGUGCCCAGUGCCGCACGGACUUCACCCCGCACUGGAAGCAGGAGAAGAACGGCAAGAUCCUGUGCGAGCAGUGCAUGACCUCCAACCAGAAGAAGGCGCUCAAGGCCGAGCACACCAACCGGCUGAAGAACGCCUUUGUCAAAGCGCUGCAGCAGGAGCAGGAGAUAGAGCAACGGCUGCAGCAGCAGGCCGCCUUGUCCCCCACCGCCGCUCCCGCCAGCGUGUCCAGCGUCAGCAAACAGGAGAGCAUCAUGCGGCACCACACGCUCCGCCAGGCGCCACAACCCCAGAACACCCUGCAGCGCGGCAUCCCCACCUCGGCCCGCUCCAUGCUGUCCAACUUUGCACAGGCCCCACAACUCUCCGUCGCGGGCGGCCUCCUCGGCAUGCCAGGUGUCAACAUCGCCUACCUGAACGCGGGGAUCGGCGGCCAUAAAGCAUCGAGCCUGGCGGACCGGCAGCGGGAGUAUCUUUUAGAUAUGAUCCCUCCGCGCUCUAUAUCGCAGUCCAUCAGCGGGCAGAAAUAACGCCAGCUGUGCCCUCCCCUCUCCUUCCCCGUGAGCCCUGCUGCCCCCCCCCCCGACCCCCUCGUCCGUCGCAUGCAGUGCCUGUACUGGUGCCCACCAUACGUGGAGGAAAAGACAAAAAGAAAAAAAAGUCAAAAAAAGAAGAAAACAAAAUUAAACAGACAAACAAAAAAAAAGACGAGAACAUUUCAAAACUUCAGCGACCUCCCCUCUUCCGAAACCAUCUCCCCCCCCCCGCCUUCUCUGGAUUUCGUUAGCGGCAAGACCCCCGCCCCGCUCGAGGUCAGAACGCCUCCGCUUGGACCCUGCACUAUACCCAUGUUAACGCUUGUUUUACACUCCUUUUCGUCUAAUUUUUUUUUCCCCAUUUGUAAUGACAACGAGUAGAAUUUUUAAUUGUCGUGUUCUCUUGUUUUUAUUAAUUAUUUUCCCUUUUACUUACAUGGACCGUUACCUCCCCUUCCCCCCACUUUUUUUUUAUUUAAAGAAUCUUCCUAGAAACUUUUUUAAAAGGCUUUUAACUCCUCCCCGAGGGUUUUGGGUGUUGACUCCGGGCUUCGGUAUCGAAGCGACGGGGAGGUGCCGCCCCCGUGGGCUACCCUUGGACAUCUCAACAGCACGGCACCAGUAACUGACUGUGUCUCAGAGAGUCGACCCUGGACUGGGUAGAGAGGUGAGGGCCUGUCUUUUGCGGGUGGGGGGGGCGGGGGACAGCUGCGGGAGUCCCUGUCAGGAGGUGCUGAGGAGCUGCACUUACACGGCUGCACGGUGGGACAGACCCCGGCUGCGUGCUCGGAGGCAGGAGGUCGAUGGUGAAAGCCGAACUGCGCCGCGGGCUUUUGAACGCUCUCUCGUCCUUCGCUGCCGGCCUUUCCUCAGCUGUCCCCUGCCCACAGCCUGGCCCCGAAGGAGCUGCGGGCACCACGUUUGCGCCUUAGCGAGUCUCCGAAGGAAAAACCCGCCCAGAGGGGGAGCGGUCUCUUCGCCCUCCCUCCCCGGUCGCGCAAAGCCAUCAGAGGGCGCCACACAUCAGCAGCCGCGGCGGCUCGACCCCCGCACUCGUCACUUGGCCUUCCGCAUCGUGAACCGGCCAUCUCCGGCCACCCGCCGGGGACGCCCAGAGAGAGGUCAGGCCGCUCCAGCGAGGGAGACCCGUUCGCGUCGUGCGAGCCGCCACCACGUGCGGGAGAAGAGCGAAGGCCUGCCGCAGUCGGACCCGGAGGCAUUUUCCUGACAUCGACCGUGUCCCGCUAGCAGAGAGUGAAACGUUCGGUCGCAGCCCAAGCCGCUCCAAGGACUCGGCAAGGUUUACCGUCCCCGUCCCCCGUUUUACUUUUCAGCCUUGUUCACGUUUUCUGCUCCUCUGGCUGUUCGUGGUGGCCGUGUGCUCCAAUCUGGGAGGGAGGGGGAACGUGGGCCUCUCCACGUGGGCCUCUCUUUUCCGCCUCUGCUUCUCCACUAACAACCCCCCUGCCCUCCACCCCUCCAGAAGUACCGACGCGAAAACCGGACCCGCCACCGUGGUUCCGUGUCCCCUCCAGGACUCCCCGAACGCCACACACACACACGCACGCCCCCUUCCUUACCCGCCUCCACUCACUGAGCACUUACAAAUAAACCGGAGGCGGGAGGCGGCGGCGGCGGUGGCGGUGGGAACCCCCAGCAGAUGCUCUUUCAAACCUAGCGAGAGGUUAGCGCUGCCUCCCUCCGUCUGGCCCCGUCCAGAUGUGCAGCCCAACACAUCUGGACGCCGCCAGGCGGAGGGAGGCUGGGCUUGCGCCACGUCCGCGUGCUGGUGUGUGUAUAGAUAGAUGGAUGGAUAUAUCUGCCCACACCGCGUGCGUCCGUGGCCGCUUGCCCAGGCGCGUUUUCCGUCGGCUUCCGCAGGGCUUCCUUCCCGUAAACGUCAUGUCGCGUCUUUGGCCUCCACCACCCCUCUUCUGACGACGCAGCGCUCAAGAGCACCUUCCUCCGUGAA